Molecule: messenger RNA, 4737 nt
Organism: Sphaerodactylus townsendi
Lineage: Eukaryota; Metazoa; Chordata; Lepidosauria; Squamata; Sphaerodactylidae
Gene: HID1
Product: HID1 domain containing
Exons: 19
Coding region: 211-2601 (796 amino acids)
Cellular component (GO): Golgi trans cisterna; Golgi medial cisterna; membrane
Source: RefSeq, a predicted model, not a curated record
CAGGGAGGCGGGGGAAGGCGGCAGGUGAGCGAGGCGGCGGCAGGGAUGGAGCCCGCGGCGUCAGAGAGAGGCGAGGAGGAGGAGGAGGGCUAUUAGCAGCGACGGACGUCAGGGGAGGAGGUGGCGGCACGGACUGGCCCGCCGCAGGGAGGGACCGCGGGCUAACCGCGAGGGGACAGCGCCGGACCCGGAUCCAGGCGCCGCGGCAGGAUGGGCAACGGCGACUCCAAGCUCAACUUCCGAAAGGCGGUGAUCCAGCUCACCACCAAGACCCAGCCUGUAGAGGCAACAGAUGAUGCCUUCUGGGACCAGUUCUGGGUAGAUACAGCUACUUCAGUACAAGAUGUCUUUGCCUUAGUUCCAGCCGCAGAAAUCAGAGCCGUGAGGGAAGAAUCUCCUUCAAAUCUGGCUACUUUAUGUUACAAGGCCGUGGAAAAGCUGGUGCAGGGAGCUGAGAGUGGCUGCCACUCUGAGAAGGAAAAGCAGAUUGUCCUGAAUUGCAGCCGCUUGUUGACUCGCAUCCUGCCCUACAUAUUUGAGGAUGCUGACUGGAGAGGCUUCUUUUGGUCAACUGUUCCUGGGGCUGGGAAAGGAGGGGGGGACGAAGAUGAUGAAAAUGCUAGGCCUUUGGCUGAAUCAUUGCUUCUGGCUGUUGCAGAUUUGCUCUUCUGUCCUGAAUUCACAGUCCAAAGUCAUCGAAAAAACAAUGUGGAUACAGCUGAGGAUAUUCAUGCGAUUGAUAGUUGUGAAUACAUCUGGGAAGCUGGUGUUGGAUUUGCUCAUUCUCCGACACCCAGCUACAACCAUGAUUUAAAUAGGUCAGAGCUAUUGAAACUCCUGCUAACGUGUUUCUCUGAAGUCAUGUAUCUGCCACCCUCCUCAGAAAGCAGCAACACUAACCCCUGGGUUCAGUUCUUCUGUUCCACUGAGAACAGGCAUGCACUACCACUGUUCACUUCCCUCUUGAAUAUCAUCUGUGCUUAUGAUCCAGUGGGCUACGGAAUCCCUUAUAAUCACUUGCUCUUCUCGGACUAUCGUGAACCCUUGGUGGAGCAGGCUGCCCAAGUCCUGAUAGUCACACUGGACUAUGAUACGUCCACCAGCUCCAGUCCCACAGUAGAUGGCACUACUACUGGAACUGUCAUGGAUGAUGCAGAGCCUCCAGGACCAGACAACCUCUUUGUGAAUUACCUGUCUAGGAUACACAGAGAAGAGGAUUUCCAAUUCAUUCUAAAAGGAAUGGCCCGGCUGCUUUCCAAUCCACUGCUUCAAACAUACUUGCCAAACUCUACCAAAAAAAUCCAGUUCCAUCAGGAGCUCCUGGUUCUCUUCUGGAAACUGUGUGAUUUCAACAAGAAAUUUCUCUUCUUUGUGCUGAAGAGCAGUGAUGUCCUGGAUAUCCUGGUGCCAAUUCUCUUCUUUUUGAAUGAUGCCAGAGCUGAUCAAUCUCGGGUAGGACUUACGCAUAUUGGUGUCUUCAUCCUGUUGUUGCUUAGUGGGGAGAGAAAUUUUGGAGUUCGCCUGAACAAGCCUUAUUCUGUGCGGGUACCAAUGGAUAUUCCUGUAUUUACAGGAACACAUGCUGAUCUUCUCAUCAUUGUCUUUCACAAGAUCAUAACUAGUGGGCACCAGCGACUGCAGCCCCUCUUUGAUUGCCUCCUUACCAUAAUUGUGAAUGUAUCGCCAUACUUGAAGUCUCUUUCUAUGGUAGCUGCUAACAAACUGCUGCACUUACUGGAAGCCUUUUCAACUACUUGGUUCCUCUUCUCCACUGUCCAGAACCAUCAUCUUGUCUUCUUUUUGCUGGAGGUUUUCAACAAUAUUAUCCAAUACCAGUUUGAUGGCAAUUCCAACUUAGUCUAUGCCAUUAUUCGCAAGCGAAACGUGUUCCACCAGCUGGCCAACUUGCCUACAGAUGUGCAGUCCAUCCAGAAAGCUCUGCAGCGCAAAAAGAAAGCUCCCGAAACCAUAUCUCGUACCAACUCUCAGGACGGGGUGUCCAUGGAAGGGUCGCGACCUGCUGCACCUGCUGAGCCUGGGACACUGAAGGCCAGCCUAGUAGCAACUCCAGGCAUUGACAAACUCACAGAGAAAUCCCAAGUGUCAGAGGAUGGAACAAUGUGUUCCCUAGAGCCAGAGUCUUCACAGUCCCCAGUAGAGGGCAGCCCUUCGGGCAUUGUCAGUGAUACCGAAUCUUGGAGUGGGGAAUCGUUACAGCCCAAGCGUGAUCAAUGGCGCUUGUCCAGCACAUCCUCAAGUGGGCAGUGGAAUCCAACUUCUGAAUGGGUGGUGUCCUGGAAGUCAAAGCUGCCUCUUCAGACAAUCAUGCGGUUGUUACAGGUUCUGGUUCCCCAAGUAGAGAAGAUAUGCAUUGACAAGGGCCUCACUGAUGAGUCUGAAAUUCUGAAGUUUUUGCAACAUGGCACGCUCGUAGGGCUACUCCCUGUGCCCCAUCCAAUACUGAUUCGCAAAUAUCAGGCUAACUCUAGUACUGCCAUGUGGUUUCGUACCUACAUGUGGGGAGUUAUUUAUUUGAGAAAUGUGGAUCCUCCCGUCUGGUAUGAGACUGAUGUAAAGCUGUUUGAAAUUCAGCGCGUCUAAAGAAUGGGAAGAGUCAACGACCUUGCCUCUUUUAAACACUGGAAACAAGGAUCUUGCUGUGCGCUUCUACAUCACAGCUACUCCUUCAUUUCACUGCCUGCUGAAUGAAGCAAAGGACAAUUGCUUCCCUUUACAUAUCUGCCACUUUAAAGCUAAGAGACCCAACCCUAAUGACCUGCUUCUAGCUUCUCAAGGAAUGUUAACAGAAGAAUGUGCUAGGACGGGCAGCUUUGGUGGUUGUUGUAACUAUGUUUUAUGCUGAUGUUUCUGGGGUAAUUCUGAACCUGACUAGGUAACCUGAGAAGCCUCACUCUCUAGUCAGAUUCAGACUCUAAAUUGAAAAGAAAAACUGAAUGUAAAGAGUGGUAAAACUGGACCAAUGAAGGAAGUGCUACUUCAAGUAGUUCUAUGGUUCUUUCCCAAAGAAUUUAGCCCAGCCCUUUCGUGUUGCGGGUAUUUUUGACAUUGUACUGAGUCAGAAUGGGGCAGUAGCUUAAUUUACUUACUUAGAUGACCUUAGGGGUCUAUUUAUUUAAACUUUUCAGCUUUUUUUGGGGUUUGGUUUUCACUUUUUUUUCUUUUGAAAUGCAUUCAGCUUCUUUGUACCUGAUGCUGUAAUGUAGCAUCUAAAUUCCAAUUUCCCUCCUCCCUCUUGGUUGAAGAUGGAUGAGUGUCAAAGUCCAUCAUAUAUCCUCUUUCAUCUGUGUUUAAUGCAAGCCUGGAAAGGAAGCUAUGCUUAAUGCUUUGCUUAAUAGGGCAGCAUAAACUGAAAAUUGCUCUGUGGUGGGAGUCGUUUAUCUCCUCUGGUACUUUCCAGCUUCCUGUAGCUCCAUUUCUUGGAAAGAAGUGUUGCAAAACUAGGUGACCUACUGUGGAACUCCUCAAAAUGGUAGGAGGGACUAAACAUGUGCUAUUUUUCAGGAGUUCAGAGGGAAUAUUUCUGUUGCAUCAAAUGUGAAAAGCCACUCGUUGGCAGUAUGAUAAUUGAAGUAGUGUUGAAUUACUCAGGAGGAUCCCUGGUUUGGCUCGUUGUUAUGGCUGACUGAGUUAGACUGUAACAGAUUCAAGGUAAAACAAAAGUUAGCAAUUUAUAUCAAGCAGAGUUCUUGAGGGAUUGGCGUGGACUAAUCAUUAGAUUUCAGGGCUCGCAUCAUGAGACUAACAGCGCUAUUCAGAGGGGGCCAAAUCCCCCUCUGGGUGUGCCCUCUCCGGGGCACUUAUUCUGGCGGAGGGGCAAAUCCACUGGCGCCUGGCCACUGCGGUGCCUUGUGACACCCAGCCACGACACCUGGCCUUGUGCUGGUGCUUGCACAUCACUCCACGCUACAGCGGCAUUCGGGGGGGUGUGUGUGGCUAACCUUAGUCGGCCUCCAGACCCCCCUGGGCCCUUGAAUGCUGCUGGAGCUACUGGCAGAGGUACGCCAGGCAUAUCUAUUCUCCCCAUAGGGGAGUUGGAUGGAAUGGCACUGCAGGAGUGUGUAGACUGGCACAUAGAAUGUCUGUGGAGUGGGUAGAAUGGCGUUCAAGUGGCGCCGUCCUCAUCUGCCUGAGCUCUGGAUUGUGCUGUUAGUUACCUGGUUGUCAUGAUGCAAGUAAAUAUCCCUCCGCAAAUGUGGGGCCACAAAACAACUUUCUCUCAUUUCAGCCUUCUCCCUCUCUUUAUUUAACCAUUCUGCCCCACUGAGAGAAGUCAAUAACUUCCUUGAAUACCUUCCAUCUCUCAAAGAUGAUGGCUCUGGUAAGGGGGCUGCCUGAAGGUACCGUUGUAUCUUGCCAGCAGGUGGGAAGGUUUUCCCUGUCAGACAUGGGUCUCUCUGUCCUCCCCAUCCCUCCGCACACACAUUCACACGCACACACUCUUUGUGAUCUCACAUCUUUUUGUUUUGUGAUUGUGUAUUUUCCUUGUGAAUUUAACAAGAGUUUUACAUUCUCUGGUGUUGCAGGUCUGAUCUUUGUUCAAAUUUGCACUGUAAACUAUUUGCUUUACAUAUGGAGAUAAAAUUAUCUUAAACACUGCAACUGGCUUUACUCAGUCUGUAUCAGAAGAGGUUUAUGAGCUUGUUACUGUUUGAUUUAUGACGAUCUGGCAUCCUUUCCAACAUGUAUUUUUCCAUUAAAGGCAUGGCUGCACAGGUA